Messenger RNA from Xyrauchen texanus (razorback sucker), 2734 nucleotides. Its product is annotated as zinc finger translocation-associated protein-like. Gene Ontology annotation, biological process: negative regulation of DNA-templated transcription. Lineage: Eukaryota; Metazoa; Chordata; Actinopteri; Cypriniformes; Catostomidae. Bases 224 to 2149 code for a protein of 641 amino acids. The record is from RefSeq and is a predicted model, not a curated record. The transcript is spliced from 5 exons.
ACGACUUUUAUCGACAAGUAAAAGUUAAGUUUACUUUAGCCAGAAACACAACGGUGGUGUGGCUUCAGUGCAGAGACCGACACCGCACACACUCUAAUGGCUGAGUGCGCCUUUCAGAUAUUUAUUCAACCACCCGACGAAUGCAUCCACAAAAUUCUUUGGUUGUGACACUGCUACGUACAAGAGGUGCGAAUCCUGUGCGUUAAAAUAUCGUUAGACAGGUAUGGAGGGAAACGAGUCCAAAGAGUGCGUGCACAAAGCUCAGCAGACAGAAUCUGACUCAAUAAUAAAAACGGAACAUGGGGAGGCGACACUGACAAGGAGACACUUGGGGGACCUCUCAGCGGGUAAAGUGACCAAUGGUUUCCCACCUCAUGAUAGAAAAGAAGGUCUGCUUAGCCCUGUGCGCUCCCCAGGCACCAGCUACUGGUGUGUGUCUGAGAGCCCAGACUCUCCUUUACUUCUGUCUCCUGUCCCAGGGCCAUCUACGCAAGAACCCCCUCCAGUAAAACCCACACCUGGACGAGACCACCGCCGCUAUUACCAUGAUUACUGGCGCAGAGAUUACCUCAUGGACUUUGACCUACAGAGACAGGGGAUGUUAUGUAUGGUGUGUGGCAGUUCACUGGCAACCCUGAAGUUGAGCACCAUCAAGAGGCACAUCAAACAGAAGCACCCGUACUCCCUGCUUUGGAGUGAGUCAGAUAAGGAGGUGAUCAGGUCUGGCUGGGACAGCCACUUGAGUCUGGUGAAUGGACAGAGGCCAGUAUGCCCUGAUACAGCCAUCGCUCAAGAAUCAGAAAAGAUGCUGGACUCUGAUCAGCCCACUGCAGGCAAACCUGAUGAUGCUGUCAGUCCAGCAGCUCAGCCCCCCGUCAGCACUCAGUCUGGGUUGAACAGGGUCACGCCCUCCCCUCCUGCGCCCUCGGUCCAAGAGCUACCAGUCCCUAAUGCUCAGGUGAUGGAGCGCUACCUAAACGACUCAUUGCACGCCUGGUUCCGCCAGGAGUUCCUUAUGGAAUACCAGGCAGAGGCAAGCCGUCUAGUAUGCAUGGUAUGCAGCUGUCCAUUGCCUUCGCUGCACUUGGAUCACAUCAAGAGCCACGUGCUGGAUCUGCACCCGAACUCUCUGCUGUACAGUGCUGAAGAAAAGCACUCCAUUCUGCAGACGUGGGCCAAGGCUAACGAACCUGACGCUUUACAAAUUGUCAAAUCGGAGCAAGAUACCAAAGAAGUAAAGAUAGAUGGUUCAGCCCCGUUUUUCCAUCUGGACACAAAUCCUAUCCAGGGAAACUUGGGAAGUUCCACGGGAGUAGCUGAGAAUCCACCAGACACUGCCCAGAUGGCACAGUCUGUACCUUUGCCCAGGAAGAGAAGAUUGAAAUAUGGCACCCCCUGGCGUCUCCGCCUGGAUUAUUUAGUGGCGUAUGGUCCUCCGGAUAAUCCACUCUGCUACUGUAUGGUGUGUUCUGAGCAUCUGCCUGUGCCAAGAGUCAGCAACUUCCGUAAGCACAUCCUGGCAUGCCAUCCACAAACAAAUGACCUCAGCCGAAUUGAGAGAGAUGCUGUGAUUAGCGCCUGGACAAAAGAGGAAAAUAUCGACUCUGCUCCAACGAUGGAGCAUGACCUACAGAGUGUCACUGUCACUGAGAAAGCCAUUGUUGACACACAAGUGUCACCUGGAAAAAUCACAGAGCAAGGAGGCAACGAAACCGAAGACAACAACAGCACAAACAUUACACCAUCAACACCGAUGGCUGGGCGGAACAGACACUACCCGGGUAAGGACCAGCGGCGUAAUUACCAGGCACGCUGGCGGGUGGACUUCCUGAUGGACUACAACUGCAGGAAGCAUGGAUUGAUCUGCAUGGUUUGUGGUGCUUCACUCGCUACGCUUAAGGUCAGCACCAUCAAAAGACACAUCCUACAGGUACACCCUCACUCCCUGGACUACGGCCCUGAGGAGAGGCAGCUGGUCCUGCUUAGCUACAAUCAGAUCUCCCUGCACUUUCAUUCUGAUGACUGUUUUUCAGGAUCAAACCUCAUCCAUAAAGAGAAUGCUCAUGAUAAUGAUUAUGAAAAUUUAAAUACUGGACAAACUUCAACCCAGAACAUACAUGAAAGAGAAGAAGUCAGGAUGAGUUUUUGACAUCUCGUUUUUGUUUUUGUUUCCUUCACUCAGGAAAUUUGCUGUGGGGUUAGACCAAUUUUGUUUGAAGGAUGUGACAUAGUAUGACAACAAUUGCACUUACUGUCUCUAAAAAAGUGAUUAAAAACAUCUGGAAUGUUCAAUAAGUUCUAAAAACUUUAUUUAUGGUAAACAUGAGACAGGAAACAUUUAAACAUCAACUUUAAAAAAGAAUCUGAAAUGUUCCCAAUAGCCGAUUUUGCUGAACUUUUAUGAUUUCUUUGGAAAAAAUGUCUUAUAUGCAUCUCUGUUUGUACAGCACAGACUGACAAUACUUUUGUUGAUGCAGCACACUUGAUAUUUUGCAUGAAGUCACGCAUUACAGUGGAAAACAUUAUUUUCUUAAUGUACCUAAAAGUGUACUGGGCACAGGCGUUUUGGCACUGUUGUAGAGACACUUGGUGCAAGGGGUGAAAAUUUACCUUAGAAAAACUUAGCUUGUGUUAUACCUAAUUUUUACCAAUCUGAAAUAAAAAUGAGCAAAACUAUUGAGAAAUAUGAUUUAUAAUAUUAAUGUUAAAUAAUAUAUAACUCAACUGGUUCAGU